This is a messenger RNA of Nerophis lumbriciformis (worm pipefish), 2766 nucleotides long. RefSeq names its product clathrin interactor 1a (gene clint1a). Gene Ontology annotation, cellular component: endosome; clathrin vesicle coat; plasma membrane. Gene Ontology annotation, biological process: endocytosis. Lineage: Eukaryota; Metazoa; Chordata; Actinopteri; Syngnathiformes; Syngnathidae. Gene Ontology annotation, molecular function: clathrin binding; phospholipid binding. The record is from RefSeq and is a predicted model, not a curated record.
UUCCAGUCAUUAAAGUGACGCCAGUGAACUCUCCUGAGUUUGCGCCUCCUGUGCAGAAAGAAAGAGAGGUGGAACCACUCGUUACUUUCCCCACGUCAAGCCAGCUUUGCUGUCGGUGUCGGGCUGGCGAAAAGCUUCCUUUUUUCACAAGAUGCUGAACAUGUGGAAGGUUCGGGAGUUCGUUGACAAAGCUACCAAUGUGGUGAUGAAUUACUCGGAGGUGGAGUCCAAAGUCAGAGAAGCUACCAAUGAUGACCCUUGGGGGCCAUCAGGACAACAGAUGAGUGACAUUUCAAGAGCAACCUUUAUGUACGAGCAGUUCCCAGAGGUGAUGAACAUGCUGUGGGCCCGCAUGCUGAGAGACAACAAGAAAAACUGGAGGAGAGUCUAUAAGUCCCUACUACUGCUUGCUCAUCUAAUCAGGAAUGGAUCAGAGCGGGUUGUCACUAGUGCCAGAGAACAUCUUUAUGACCUGAGAUCAUUAGAAAGCUACCACUUUGUUGAUGAGCAUGGUAAAGACCAAGGGGUGAACGUGCGCCAGAAGGUAAAGGAGAUGGUGGCGUUUGUCCAGGAUGAUGAAAGGCUGAGGGAAGAGAGGAAGAAAGCGAAGAAAAACAAAGACAAAUAUGUUGGCGUGUCUUCCGACACUAGAGGAUACAGAGGUUACUCUGCGGACAAGUAUGACUUCAAUGAUAGCACUCGCAAAUGGGAUGACGACUGGGAGAACAAAGGGCAGUACGCUUUCAGCGAUAAACUGGGUGAGAUCAGCGACAAGAUUGGAAGCACCAUUGACGAUACCAUUAACAAGUUUAGGAAGAAGGACAGAGAUGACUCACCAGACCGAUUUAGUGACAACGAGGAGGAUCGGGGCCGCUCAUCUCAUAACGGCAAGUCAGGCAAGGAGUUCAAAGAUGAAGAAGAGACAGUUACCACCAAAAGUGUACAAAUAGUCCAAGCAACAGAGACUACAGCUACCAGAAAGAGAGGUGGUGUCCCAUCUAAAAAAGUGGACUUGGGGGCGGCGGCCCAGUACACAGGAGAUCAGAGCCCAAACAACAACACCACCACCACCAAACAGCCUGAGUCAGCAGCACCACAGCCUUCUAGUAGUGGACUAGUUGAUCUAUUGAUGGUGGACACAACACCUUCAAAGCCUGCUCCCACAGACUUUACCGGUGGAUUUGCUGACUUCGCUUCACCUGCUGCUUCUGCUGGUCUUACUGCAGGAUCUGUCGCACCGGUCUCCAGCAGCAAUGGAGAUUUUGGAGAGUGGAAUGCAUUCCCUGGUGGCCAGAUGCCAGCAUCUGCUCAGUCUGUUGACACCAGUGGAAAUGACCUUUUUGGUGGCAUGACUGCAAGUCCUGCCCCCGCCCCAGUUGCCGCUGCGGGCAACAAUGCGUCCUCAGCAGAUCUUUUUGACAUGAUGGGGCCAACUCAGACGUUCACCUCCUCUCAGAGCCUCAACUUCAGCAUGAACAGUACACAAAGCAUGAGCGCCACAGGCCUGCCUCAGUCUAGGUCACAGCCAAUGCACAACUUUGGGGCGCCUCUUCAACCGCAGACUGCUCAGCAGGGAGUCAUUUCUCAAGGUGCUGCAGCCAAAGAUUCCCUCCCCUCCACUUGGUCAGACCACUCUGUGAACAUCAGCCUUGACUUCCUGGGUCCAGGCAUGCAGGCGCCCAAGCCCAGUCAACCCACCCUCAACACACUCCAACAAGGCAACCAGGUGGGCGUUAACUUGCUCCCCCAAGGAUUUUCCACAAUGAGCCUUGGACCCUCUGGAGUCAGGUCGCCUGUGAAUCCCAUGAUGCACCCUGGUGCUGGCAUGAACAUGGGCAUGGCCUCCAUGGGGAUGACGCCCAACAACGCAAUGAUGGGGAUGGCGAUGGCUCCCAAUCAAGCCAUGAUGGGCAUGGGCAUGAACAUGGGGAUGCAGCAGGGGGGCAUGCCAGUGGUCAUGCCAGGUGCCAUGGGGAUGCAUCCAGGAAUGGUCCAACAGUCCAAACAUGACGCCUUUGCUGACUUUGGUAACUUUGGGAAGUGAUGGCGCUGCAGAGCAGAGAAGAUAUCUGAGGGCUUAUUAGUGAAGGAUUAUGAGCUUCAAACAAAGAGUACUUGAAUCAUGUCAACACUCUGCAAUGUCCUUAUUUUUAACUAAUGAUGCUGUCAGUGAAAUGGAGCAAAGUGGACGUGUGGGUGGAGUUUGAACCAAUGAUAAGUGCCGUCAUCACACAGCUUUUUGUCGAUUGUGUGCCUUGCUGGUUAUGAAUGUCAGGAGAUUCGCUUUUACAACCUCAAUCAAAUGAAAUCACCAGAAUAGCAAAAAUGUUUAUGCAUCGGUUUUUGCGAUGCCUCCUCUCUAACUUUAUUGAGAAGUCAGCCAUUUUAACUUUAAUAUAUCAAGUGACCUAUUUGUUCUUCUGUCUUCCUUUAGCCUGUAAAUACCUACACCAUUUUAAGUUAUGGAGAUUAAACGGUUAUGAAGAAGAUUAACGGGCUGGUGACAAUGUGUAGAGUUAUGUCAUGCAGGAAAACUGUUCUGAAUUCAGACUUGGAGCACAUUGUUACCUUUUUCUUCCAUGUCGGGCACUUUGGAAGCCAGCUUGUGUCCUUUUUAUCAAUCCUUGCAUUCUUUUUCUGAGAUUUCCACUUACAGACCUCAUCAAAUUUCUUUGGUACAACAGUUAUGGCUCUAUAUGAUAUAGAUAUAUGCAUAUAGACAUAUGUAUGUGUGUGUGUGUGUAUAUAUAUAUAUAUAUAUAUAUA